Eublepharis macularius is the source of this 3749-nucleotide messenger RNA. It is a transcript of the gene WDR49, whose product is annotated as WD repeat domain 49. Gene Ontology annotation, molecular function: calcium ion binding; protein binding. NCBI's taxonomy places the organism in Eukaryota, Metazoa, Chordata, Lepidosauria, Squamata, Eublepharidae. The transcript has 20 exons. The coding region runs from base 194 to 3322 and encodes 1042 amino acids. The record is from RefSeq and is a predicted model, not a curated record.
AAAAAAAGUUGGAACUAAUCAAGAGCAUUCUGAAAAGAUAAUAGAAUUUUAAUCAGAAUAAAUACCAAGUUAAUAGUGACAAGAGACUUUACCCCAUAAAUUGGGGUAAGCUGUUGCACCAAGAAAGAUUUGGGGAAUGAUACUUGGAGACUCAUUGAUGUAUAGAAAAGCCAACUAAACCUUAGCAACAAACAUGGCUUUUGCGCUAAGAAAAGCCAUGGUUACCACCGAGGAUCAACCUCUGAACCAGACUGACGAUACAGGUGCAGCGAGAAGUGUGGAACAACUUGAAAGCAGAUUGACUAUUCACGAUUUUAUGAAAAUGCAAGAACUUUUUCUGUCCUCAGAGUUAAAUGAGAACGUGGGUAUUACUAGAGAAGAGUUCAUGGAGAAAAUGUCUGUGGUGGUUAGGCAAGGGACCAAAGAAGAAUACGGUGACCUGUUUGAUAAGAUAGAUUUGGCUCGAGAUGGUUUUAUCGAUUGGGACAAACUUACCUCCUUUGUACUGCUUGAAUUGUACGAGAGAGAAGAACGAACCAAGUUAUCAGUUAUUCCUCAGUGGAAGGACCUCCGUCUUAUCCCACCAAUCCAUAAAGACACUGUUGAAAACAUAACAUUUUUGAAGAACCUCAAUGUCUACCUGACUGUGAGCCGGGGCGGAUUGCUUGGCAUCUGGGGAGAGAGUUUAACAUUACAGAGGACUCUUCAAAUCACUGCAGAAGCUGUCAAGCCCAAAGACCUCUGGGUGACUUCUCUAGUUGCACUACCAAAUGUUAACAAGGUGGCAGUUGCAUUUACAAGCAAGGAGAUUUACUUUGCAGAGCUGAAUUCCAAGCAAGGGUUCUCUUGUCAGUACAGACUUCAAGGUCUAGAAGGAACAGUGAUAUGCAUGAACUAUUGGUACAAUCCUCAUGAUGGAAAUGAAGCCAUUUUGACACUGGGGGAUGUCUGGGGACAGGUUCAAGCAAUUGCCUUCAACACUGCCCUGAUCUCAUUGUUUGAACGGCCUUCCAAUUCCCAUGAAGAUGAAAAUGUGACAAUGACGGUUAAUUGGCAGGAGCUGGUCUCCGGAUAUCACAGUUGUUGCUACGUAUUGAGGCACAGACUUCAUGACAAAGAAUGGGUCAGACAAGUCGCGUACAGCUCCUCUUUAGAUGUCUUUAUAUCUGUUACAACCAGUAGUACGAACACCCUGGUGCUGGCCUGGAGAGAGAAAUUGAGUUCUGAUCUUACAAUGACAACCUUUCAUGUCACUCAAGGAGUUAAUGCUUUUGACUUCCAUCCCAAGCUCAACUUAAUAGCAACUGCAGGAAUUAAUCGCCGUGUUUGCCUUUGGAACCCUUAUGUCACCUCCAAAUCUGCUGGAGUCUUGGAAGGCCACUCGGACAGUGUAAUCGCUGUCCAGUUCAUUACAGAGCGCAAACUGCUUUGCAGCUUUGCAAAGGAUAAGGUGUUGAGGAUCUGGGAUAUUCAACAUCAGCUUUGCAUCCAGAGGAUUGCCGGUUCCUUCCCCAAAAGCCUCGAGUUCCAUUCUCUGCUUUACUUUGAUGAACCUCGUGGGCGUCUGUUCAUCUCAUUUAACAACCAAUUGACAUUACUGGAAAUGGAGCCGGAUACAGGCAAGAGCAGAGUUUCGAGUCACAGGAAAGCCGUUACUUGCAUUCUUUACAAUUCAGUUUUCAAGCAGGUAAUCACCUCAGAUAUGGGGUCCACUGUUAUCUUCUGGCUCAUUGAUACUGGGCAGAAGAUCAAAGAGUUUGCACGUUGCCAUGGCAAUGCCGAGAUCAGCGCUAUGGCACUGGAUGGGUGUGAGACAAGACUCUUCACUGGGAGCACAGAUGGAACAGUGAAGAUUUGGGACUUCAAUGGACACUGUCACCAUCAACUUAAUGCUGGAAGGGACCGAGCAGUUGAAAUUUCCCAGAUCUUGAUACUCAGCCGAACUAUAUUGGUUCUAGGCUGGGACAGGAUGAUUACCGUCUUCUGCCUGAGCAGCUUGACCCAGAGUUUUGUUCAGCCUUCAGAUUGGAAAGGAGGAGUUCAGCAUCAAGACGACAUCUUAUGUGCAGCAUUUUUACCUCCACAAACUCUAGUUACAGGUAGUUCUGGCGGUGAAAUUGUUGUCUGGAAUAACAGCACAGAAAAUGCCUCCAUGAAACUUCACCUGAAUCCAGGGAAACACCUCCAAUCCAGAUCAGAUUCUCAGCAGAAAGGGAGUUCUACUGACAGGCUGUCCUCUAGAAGACACACGUUAUCUGCAGCUUGCUACUCUCUCUCUGGUACAGAGAACUGCAGUGCUGUUACCAGGCUCUUCUUUUUGGAGGCCCGGAAAAAUAUGUCGAUAACAGGAGGAGCACAGUUAGUGUCUUGCGGAGCUGCUGGCAAUGUUGGGUUUUGGAAUAUACAGAAAGGUCAGCUACUUGGAGAGUUCGAAGCUCAUGGCGGAGUGGGGCCCAUUAUCAUGACAAUUGAUAAAUCAAGCCAGUACCUGAUAACAGGGGAUUUGGCUGGAUGGGUCAAAAUAUGGAACAUAGAGAACUAUUGCCUUUCGUCUGGUGAAAACAUGGUAACAACUGAGCCACCGCCUCUGCUGAGGUCAUUUCAGCCCCAUGAUGCUUGUGUCACUUACUUGGAAACCUGCACUCGAAACACCUGCCUUUUCAUCCUGUCAUCCUCUACAGACUGCAGAGUUGUUCUAAGUGACAUUUCUGGUCUUCCUCUUGGAACAUUUGGACAGGAAGGGCACUGGAGGAUUGGAAGCGAUGUCCCACCUUUCCCGAGAGGUGAAACCAAGGACCAGACAGAAGAGGAGAAUGACAUUAAAGAGAACAGCUCUGUGCCUUCUGUGGAAGAAGAGACACCUCCUAAUCUAGUGGAACACGCUGUACCUGUUACAGAGGAUAAAGAAGAUUUAGCAUACACGGUGAAUAUAUGGGACAACACAAUAUUGGGCAAAAAGUAUAAAGAGAAGCAUACCCAGAAAGGAAGAAAAUACAUCAUCUUCAAUAAAGCAGCUGGGGUAAAGCCAACAGUUGUAUUUAGGUCAUUAAACAUUGAAGCCCUGAAGGAGACAACAGAAAUGAAGUUUGAAUUUCUCCUACACCCUGACAAAUACUUUGGGGAAAAGUCAGUGGAGAAACGCUCUGAAGAUUUAAAGCUGCCUACCCUUUCAGCUACCCUGAAAGCACCAUUCAAUGAAAAGAACUUAUUCCCAAAAGAAAUCCUGGACCAUGAAAAAAAAUCAAGGCAGCUGUGGGAAGAUAUGAGCAAUGAAGGCAGGAUAAAAAAUGGUAGGAAGCCUGGGAAGCGGAAAGGAAAAUAAUCUGACUCUGCUGCUGCCACUGCAAAAAUAAGAGAGCGAUUUUGCUCUGAAUUGAUGGGGCAACCUAGACGACAAGAAUUCAAGCAGAUGACCAUGAGAACCAUAAACCUGAACUCUGGACAAUGGGAAAAAUGAUUUGUGUCUUACAAUCAGAGUCACAGUUUCAUUUCUUUCCUUCCAUUUGAUGUUGCUGUUAAUGCAAAUUACUGUGUGUUUCUGACUGGAUAUAUAUAUUUUUAAUGCAGAAUUUUUUAUUUUAUUAAUACAGUUAAAAGUUCAAUAAACUGGACAUAUUUGACCUGCUACAGGAUCUGUAUUAAGAACAUUGACACUGGAGGGCUGAAUGCCCCAUAAAUCCUAACUCUUGUGCAUUUGUGACUUGUGAGAAAACUUGGGCCACAGGAGUCAGAAGCCAGUUUUAAAGUUA